UUCGGAAUGCCUUGGACGUUUUCAUUAGAACUUGAUGGAAGAUACUUCGGACCCGAUUCGUAUGGCGGCAAAGAAUUUAAUGCAGUGGUUUGCAGAAAAUGGUUAAUAAACAUUAGCGACUCACCUUUGAAGUAGACCUAGUUUGAUGAUGUCAGCAAGGAAAGGUCUUACCAGACUGAAAUCAUUUUCAAAGAGAACUUGUGAAGCUGAUGUAAAUGAGAAGAAGCAGGUGACAAUCUCGAAAUUCUUUGCAUCCCAAGCUUCCAAAAAUGACUCCGAAAUUGUGAUUAUAGACGAUUCUUCAAGGGAUAGAAACCCUGGUGGAAAACAGGUUUCAUCGCCAUUGAAGAAACGACGUAAGGUAAACGCAGAUGAUGAUAAUGGAUCUAAAAAAGAGUGUUUAGAUGAAGGAGGUGUGGAUUGCCACAUUCAGUUUUCUGAUAUGGAUGUAGAAUCAAGACUGUCUUCAGGCAUCAACACUGACAGGAAAUGUACAAAUGAAGCGGAGUGUCUCAGAAUCCCUAAUGUUUCAGCAGAUCACAAACCGUCAUUGUUAAGUGAAAAUACAAGAUGCAAAUUAAAGCUGUUUGAAUCCAUUGGAAUUAAAGAUGAGGAAUCUAAUACUAAAGAAGUAAUCAGUUUAUUGGAACUAAAACGUAUCAGAAAUUUACCACAUACCCAUACAUCCUUUGAAUCUAGCAGUUUGUUGAAAGAAAAUGACUUGGAAGCUACAAAAACUAGAAAAAGCGAUGAAGAAUAUGAUGCUCCAUGUACCUUUAAUUCAAACAUGACAGCACAUACUUCUUCAUCGACAAAGAGCAGGUGUAAAGGUAAAAGUGGUUCAACUUUGGCAAAUAAUAAAACUGAAAAGUCUCCUACAACUGCAGGCAAAAAGAUCAAAUACACUCCUCUAGAGCAACAGUUUGUCGACAUCAAAGAAAAAUAUCCACAUGCGGUUUUGUGUGUUGAAUGUGGAUACAAAUACAGAUUUUUCGGAGAAGAUGCUGAGAUUGCUGCUGAAGUUCUGAAGAUAUUUUGUCAUCUAGACCAUAACUUCAUGACUGCCAGCAUUCCUACUCAUCGCCUAUUUGUUCAUGUCCGAAGACUGGUUGCUGCUGGUUACAAAGUGGGAGUUGUAAAACAGAUGGAAACAGCAGCGUUAAAAGCAGCAGGGGACAAUCGGAGUGCACCAUUUACUCGAGAGUUAUCUGCCCUUUACACAAAAUCAACAUUAAUUGGAGAGGAUGUGAACCCACUCUUCAAAAUGGAAGAUUCUGACAACUCUUUAAGUGGUACCAGUAGCACUUCCUACCUCAUGUGUGUGUAUGAAUCACCUCUAAACAAAAACAGCAAACAACUUACUACUGCCAUCUUUGCUAUUCAGCCCUCCACUGGGGAUGUUGUAUAUGACAGCUUUGAGGAUAAUGGCAUGCAUGGAGAACUUGAGGCUCGCCUGUCUCACCUUCAGCCAUCAGAAAUCCUUGUUCCAGAUGACAUACACGAGGAUACAUAUACUUUUAUACAGCGUCUCACAUCCAUCAGCUCCACCCCUGAUGACCGUAUGCGAGUAGAAAGGAUCAACAGUCAACAGUUGGAGUAUAACACAGCUUUCCAAACUGUCUCUAAAUUCUACAUGUAUGGAAACAACACUGGAAUCAAUCGCUUACAAGAAGUCCUAAGUCUGCCUCGUACAGUCAUUUCCUGUCUAGCCGGAACAAUAUCAUAUCUGUCGGACUUCAACCUAGAAAAGAUUCUUACAUUAACCAGCAAUUUUACACAGUUUUCUGUGAAGUCAAAGUUUAUGCAACUACCUGGUAACACUGUACGGAAUCUGGAAAUCUUCCAGAACCAGACAAAUAGCCGUGAACGAGGGUCACUGUUCUGGGUUAUGAACCAAACAGUGUCCAGGUUUGGAAGUCGAAUGCUACGAACCUGGCUGAGUAGACCCCUGCUAUCUGUAUGGGAUAUCAAAGAGAGGCAGACUGCAGUGCAGGAUCUAAUAGAUGGACCAUGUGCUGAAUCUUUGUCCAAACUACGGGCUCUCCUCGGGAAAAGUCCAGAUCUGGAAAAAGGACUUGCUUCAAUCUAUCACAAAAAAUGUAGUGUAGCAGAGUUUUACACGGUGUGUAAAACUUUUAGCCAGCUACAGAAAGACAUCCAGCUACUGGCUGAAUUGCAGUGUCCACAGCUAACCUCUGACCUUCUGAAAACAAUUCUGACCAGUGUUCCAGACCUUCUACAGGAUAUUGAUUCAUUUGUGUCCUCCAUUAGAGAGAAGUCAAUCAGAGACAAUGACAAAACUGAGAUAUUUAUGGAUGAAAGUAAAUUUCCGAUAAUAGUAGAGAGGAAACAGUCCAUACAGGACGUGAUGAAGGAGAUCCAGGCCCACAGACGUGACGUCCGUUUGAUUCUACGUCUGCCAGCACUCGAGUACAUCACAGUCAUGGGAAUAGAGUUUUUGAUUGAAGUGAAAAACAACUCUGUCAACUUGGUGCCACAGGAUUGGAUUAAAAUCAGCAGUACGAAGGCUGUGAGCCGGUUCCACUCACCGUUUAUAGCGAAGACAUAUCGGAGGCUUCAACAGCUCCGAGAACAAUUGAAGCUAGACUGUCACCAGGUUUGGCUGGAGUUCCUCAGCUCAUUUGGAGAAAAUUAUCAGAACUACAGAAAGGCUGUUCAACAUCUGGCUACUUUGGACUGUUUAUUUUCACUGGCAGCUAUGGCUAAACACCAUGACUACUGCAGACCUGAAAUUGUGGCUGAUGAUGAAUUCUGUAUCCAGAUUGAAAAUGGCCGGCACCCAAUUAUUCAACAGUUAAUUGGGGAGAACGAGCAAUAUGUCCCAAACAACACCAGAUUGUCUAGAGGAUCAGAUAGAGUAAUGAUAAUCACUGGUCCAAACAUGGGAGGAAAAAGCUCCUACAUUAAGCAGGUAGCCUUGAUUACGAUAAUGGCCCAGAUUGGAUCCUAUGUUCCUGCUGAAUCAGCGAGACUGGGCAUCUUAGAUGCUGUUUAUACAAGAAUGGGAGCCUCAGAUGAAAUCUACAGCAGACGAAGUACCUUUAUGGUGGAAUUACAGGAAACAUCAGAUAUCAUAGCAAAUGCCACCAACAAAUCCCUUGUCAUAUUGGAUGAGUUAGGCAGAGGAACAAGCACUCAUGACGGAACAGCCAUCGCACACGCUACCCUGGAUUACUUUAUUGAAAAGGUGAAAUGCCUAUGUCUGUUUGUGACCCAUUACCCAAUGCUAUCAGAGCUGGACCACCAGUUUCUGGGGAUAGUCCAAAACUUCCACAUGUCUUUCUUUUUGAAUGAUAGUGAAGAGACUGUAACAGAAACUGAACAGACAGUAAGUGAUACUUCCACGCCGGAAUCCAUCACCUUCCUGUACCAGUUAGUCACAGGUGUGGCUGGACGGAGUUAUGGGCUUAACGUUGCCAGACUGGCUGGUAUCCCACACAACAUCAUCAGGCAGGCAGCAUAUCAGUCACAUGACCUAGAAACCAAAAUUAUGGAAAGGAGAGAUCAGCUGAAGUUGUUCCAAGCAUUAUUUACCUGCCCAGAAACAGAGAUGACAGAUAUUUUACUUGAACUUCAGGGAAAUGAAAACCAACAGCCAUCAUCCUCUACAACAUAGUUAUCCAGAAAUAACUCUAUUACAGCAUGGGUCCUGGUCACCGACAUCAUACCUGUCCCUAAUUGCUGGACACCUGUCUAAUGUCAUACCUGUGUUACUCUGAUAGCAUCUCAUAUCAAUGUACGGUUACUUGUAGAGCUGUCUAAUGGAAAUUGGAAGUCUGUGCCUUUAUCCACAAUUUCAGUAGGCCAUGUUUCUGUCGCUCAAAAAAGCUGUGCCUAUCAAUUUGUCCAAAACAAAACAUAAAAACAUGCCAUGCCACAAUCAUUAUGACAUCUUACAAUAUGGAGGGAAUUGUGAGAACUUAUGUUAACAUUCUUAGGAGAUGCGAAACAUUACAAGACUGACUUAAAUGUGAAAAAAAAAACUUUUUAUGCUGUAUGUGCAAUGAAUGUUUUGUGUACAUGAAAUUCAAAAAUAAAUGUGAUAUUUUAACAAUUGAAAGUCUACACAAGACAUGAAAUUGCAAAAUAUUGAUAAAAUCAUUACACAAAAUAUUCCAUUUCCUUUUGUAGAUAGUAGACAUAUUAAAUUUUGAUGAGUAAUGAAGUUUUAUUAAUAUACAGUGAAACCUGACUUUAGCGACCACUGACUUAAAUGACAUCCUGUAUCAUCUGACUAUAUCCAUCAGAAUCGCAACAGACUCCACUAUCAUUUCUGCUGUGGUGAGAUAUGCUUGGUUAUGUAUUUUACUGUUAAUGUAUUGAUUACAUUGGUACAGAAUAAACUUUUAAUCUCUA
Molecule: messenger RNA, 4377 nt
Organism: Pecten maximus
Lineage: Eukaryota; Metazoa; Mollusca; Bivalvia; Pectinida; Pectinidae
Product: DNA mismatch repair protein Msh3-like
Biological process (GO): mitotic recombination; mismatch repair
Cellular component (GO): nucleus
Molecular function (GO): ATP-dependent DNA damage sensor activity; ATP binding; mismatched DNA binding
Source: RefSeq, a predicted model, not a curated record